UUUUCUGUGGUUGUGAAGGUUAACUCUGGCAGAAAGUUUUAUCCCACGUGAGACGUCAGACGCUCUCUCUGCUUUUCGUCUCAUUUUAUAGAGAAUUAUUGCACUUGUUAACACUUCUGGAGGAGAUUUGUGUAUGGUACCAUUGACAGCAUCCUCAGCUUGAACACUUAGGGACUGAGGAUUGUACCCCAUCACAGUUUAUGUUCAGUAUAGCCUAACUCCAAUGCCUCACAUACGAUCCAAGACAGUGGGAAGCGAACAUUUACGAAGGGAAACUUCUCAUCUGGUCAGGGGUAGGUCUACAAGACAGAGUAUUGCAAAUGCAACUCAGAAUUCACAUUCCAGUGGAAGUGCUAGUGAGGCAUUAAUCACUCUAUCUCAAGUUGAUAAUAAGCAACUGAAAAGGCCUCAAGCAUUGACUGAUCACAGUCAGGAUUCUUCUACAAAACGUUUGAAAACUUUUCAUAAACCUGUUCAUACUCGAUCUUCACAUGUUCCUGUGGAAAGUAAGAAUGGAAGAGAAUCUAGAGUUACGUCUGAUCAAUCAAAAUUGCAAAAUGAAAAUACUGUACCAUGCCAUGAACUUAUUGCUAGAAAAACUAAUGCAUCUCCAAGGAAACUUAGAUUAAGAAACUCAGAAUCUUCUGAUUCCAAAGUCCUCCUUACCCCAACAAAUACAAAAACAGAAGGUGUGAUCUUACCAAGUUCUAGACAUCGGGAGCAAGUAAAAAUAUACCAAGGUUUAGAAGCACCUCCAGUCUCAGAAACAGUGUUUUGCAGUACUGGUUUCACUAGAAAAACUGAAGCAAGACCAGAGAAUGAGUUGGGCUCUUUGAGAAAUGAAGUGCAUUCCAAGCAACUUAGUCAAGCAGGAAAAGAGUGUGCUUCCAAGGAAAGUAUGUUGGAAGAUAUUCACGAUAGUCAGAAUCAUGAAACACCACCAAAGAGAACAUUAAGAAGUGGAUUAUUAACACAGGAUAAAGGUGAUAAACAAGAUUUACUUUCUUCCAAGCAUAAGCAAGUAAUAAAAAAGUUAGUAAAGGAAUGUUCUGAAUUGUUUAUAUCAUUGAGAAGCAAGCCAAAGAAACCUUCAGUUCAGAAUGCCAGAAACUUGUUGCACAAGACUGCAAGUCAAAGCAAAGGUAAAACAGUUUUUAAGAACACUACUAACAAAACGAAGUGCACAGGAGCUUCAAAACAAUGUACAAGACAGGAUGGAGAGAAAGUUACAUUUGGUGUUUCUGCAAACAGUGAUGAUUCAGAGUGUAGUAUAUUGAAGACUAAAGAAAUUUCAUUCAAAGAUGACCAUUCAGAGUCAUUAGGCCAUAAAGAUGACAGUGCUUCAUUCAAAAGAUCAAAGUCUUUAUCAUGUAAAAAGUCUUUAGAAGCCAGUGCAGGAGCAGCUGAUAAUGAAAAAUCUUCCAGUAAAGCAUAUGACCAUCUUCAAACUCAAGGACACACUGACAGGGAAACCUUGGCAAAAUCUUAUGUACCAGGCAAAUAUGUUGAAAAGUCUUCACCAGAAAAUGCUAGCACUUCCAGAAGAGCUACGAGAUCAUGGACUGAAAACUCCAAAACAUGCAACAGAAUGUCAGCAUCAUCAGAAUCUUCACUAGAAAAUGUUACUACUAAAUGUAGCUAAAAAUUCUAGUACAAUUAGUACUAAGAAUUCUAAAACAUGUAAUGAGGAUGCCAGGGUGUCAACCUCGACAGGUACUGGUAAGUCAGGGACAAAUGGUGGUAACACCAAAUUAAAUAAGGCAAAAUUAGAUGAUAGAGCUGAUAUUGUGAAAGGCCAAACUGUCUCUGAAAGUGUAAUGUGUAAAAGAUCCAAAAUUAUUCAGGUACCUUCAUUCACAUCAGUAGAUGAAUCAGUAAAAACUACUAAAAGUAUACACAGUAUAAAUUCAACUACAAAUGGUACAGGAAAGCCCAGCCAAAAAAUCUAUAGCAUAAAACCUAAUAUAAGACAUAGUAAAAAUCGGAGAUCCAAAACUGAAGCUAAAGCUAGAAUAUUUACCACGAUAAAUAUUUCCAGAUUUGUUGAGAUGAAUAUUCCAAACCUGGUUUUAAAAGAUGAUGUUAAAGAGUCUACUUUAACACAAGCUGAUGAUAAAUCUCGUGUUGACUCUGAUCCUACAAAAUUGCAGAAUUCAAAGGAUUCUGAAAAAGCCACAUUGGAAAGCCGUACUGCAAAAGUCAUUACAAAAUCUCAUAUUAGGAAAUUCUCAACAAAAUUAAAGAAAAAAUCUAGGGCUUUUGAAUUAAAUGAUAAGUCUGAGGCAUUGAAGACAAAAGGAAUGAACACAGAUUCUUUUAAAGCUUUUGUUGAUGCUGUAAAAAGUGUUAAGGCAAACCCUGAUAGUGUGGGAUAUACCACUCGCUCACAUGUUACAACAAACCCUGAUAGUGUGGGACAUAUCACUCGCCCACAGGUUGCAACAAGCCCUGAAAGUGUGGGACAUAUCACUUGCUCACAUGCUACAAUGAGCCCUGAUAGUGUGGGACAUAACACUCGCUCACAUGUUAAAACAAACCCUGAUAGUGUGGGAUAUACCACUCGCUCACAUGUUACAACAAACCCUGAUAGUGUGGGACAUAUCACUCGCCCACAGGUUGCAACAAGCCCUGAAAGUGUGGGACAUAUCACUUGCUCACAUGCUACAAUGAGCCCUGAUAAUGUGGGACAUAACACUCGCUCACAUGCAACGAGCCCUGAUAGUGUGGGACAUAUCACUCGC
This is a messenger RNA of Cherax quadricarinatus, 2741 nucleotides long. The record is from RefSeq and is a predicted model, not a curated record. NCBI's taxonomy places the organism in Eukaryota, Metazoa, Arthropoda, Malacostraca, Decapoda, Parastacidae.